This is a messenger RNA of Xenopus laevis (African clawed frog), 909 nucleotides long. Its product is annotated as histone H3. The record is from RefSeq and is a predicted model, not a curated record. The transcript has 2 exons. The coding region runs from base 204 to 857 and encodes 217 amino acids. NCBI's taxonomy places the organism in Eukaryota, Metazoa, Chordata, Amphibia, Anura, Pipidae.
CGCAAGAUUUAUAAGCAAAUCAAAGGAGAUUAUUUAGAGCGGGCUCUCUUAGAUUUGAAUACGAGCCUUCCCUCCAGCCAAUAAGAUACGAGUUCACUCAAUGACUUAAUAAAUGUAACCAAUGAGAAGGAGAGACUGGAUAUAAAUAGGAGGCACUGGGACUAGUUUCUUCACAAGUUUUUGCGCUUUAUAGUGAAGUGAUUAUGGCUCGUACUAAGCAGACCGCCCGCAAGUCCACCGGAGGGAAAGCUCCCCGCAAGCAGUUGGCCACUAAAGCAGCCAGGAAGAGCGCUCCGGCCACUGGAGGAGUCAAGAAGCCGCAUCGUUAUCGACCAGGGACAGUCGCUCUCCGAGAAAUCCGCCGUUACCAGAAAUCCACCGAACUGCUGAUCCGCAAGUUGCCUUUCCAGCGCCUGGUCCGUGAGAUUGCUCAGGAUUUCAAGACCGACCUGCGGUUCCAGAGUUCGGCCGUCAUGGCUCUGCAGGAGGCCAGCGAGGCUUAUCUGGUCGGUUUGUUUGAGGACACCAACCUAGAAUUUGCAGCAAUGUCAGGACGCGGCAAAGGAGGAAAAGGUUUGGGCAAAGGCGGCGCCAAGCGGCACAGGAAGGUCCUGCGAGAUAAUAUCCAGGGUAUCACUAAACCCGCCAUCCGCCGCCUGGCCCGGAGAGGGGGAGUCAAGCGCAUCUCAGGCCUCAUAUACGAGGAGACUCGUGGCGUUCUCAAGGUUUUCCUAGAGAAUGUCAUCCGGGACGCCGUCACCUACACCGAACACGCCAAGAGGAAGACCGUUACCGCCAUGGAUGUGGUGUACGCUCUCAAGCGCCAGGGCCGCACUCUCUACGGCUUUGGGGGUUGAAUUUACUUAUACCUUUAAUCUCAUAUCCAAAGGCUCUUUUCAGAGCCACCAA